GAUUUCAUGAUCCAGGGCGGCGAUUUCACAGCCGGCGACGGGACAGGAGGAGAGUCCAUUUACGGGCAAAAAUUCAAGGACGAAAAUUUCAAGCUCAAACAUACGGAGCCCGGCCUCCUUUCUAUGGCCAACGCGGGCCCCAAUACGAAUGGGUCUCAAUUUUUUAUUACUACCAAAGAUACACCCCAUUUAGACGGUCGCCAUGUUGUCUUUGGAAAGGUAAGAAACGGGGAGGAAAGCGUGAUUGAUGGAGCCUGA
Messenger RNA from Nannochloropsis gaditana CCMP526, 258 nucleotides. Its product is annotated as cyclophilin-like protein. The record is from RefSeq and is a predicted model, not a curated record. Gene Ontology annotation, molecular function: peptidyl-prolyl cis-trans isomerase activity. Gene Ontology annotation, biological process: protein peptidyl-prolyl isomerization. The transcript is spliced from 2 exons. The coding region runs from base 7 to 258 and encodes 83 amino acids.